This is a messenger RNA of Haemonchus placei, 591 nucleotides long. NCBI's taxonomy places the organism in Eukaryota, Metazoa, Nematoda, Chromadorea, Rhabditida, Trichostrongylidae. The record is from the annotation of a GenBank genome assembly.
AUGCAGUCUUGCGAGUCAGUCGCCUGGUAUGUAACAAUCAGAGCCGCAUCCUCUAAAUCCCACCCACUCACAAGUCACGCCCCUGAUCAGAAGGAGAAACGGUGUGAAGCGUGGUUUGAAAAAGAAAAAGGAGUAAAGUGCUUGACAUCGGUCACUCUUAUCCUACUCUGGAAACGGGCUAUCAAAUUUCUAUCUCCAUUUAUUUAUUCUACCCUACUUGGACUCUACGAAAGCAGGAUGACCAUGACACUGAACGCGCUGAGAAAAGACGAUGCCCGGGAUUUCACUAUGUACAUAAGCAAGUGCAAAAUUGAAUCCAUAAUUCCGAGCUCCGACAUUGAACGAAGUUCAGAGAUGCCCUCGAUUACGCCAAGAAAUCAAAGAUUAGGUGAGCCGGUCAUGUUAUGCGAUAUAGUUGACCGUUGGACCGGGGCGAUUACGAAUGGAUCCCUNAAGCGAACACCAGGACGGCCACCAGCGCGAUGGUCAGACAACUUAAAGGAAGCUCUGAACGAAAGGAGUGUCUUGCCCCGCGCCCCUCGAAGGAGUACGAUUCACUGGACUACUCCGGCUCUCGACAGGGACGAAUAG